AUGGCUACUGCGAAGUUGCCAGCGGUGCCCGGGGAGGAGGAGAACACCAUCCUCACGGCCAAGGAAGAGCUGGAGGCCCUGCGCACCGCCUUCGAGUCGGGCGACAUCCCCCAGUCGGCCUCCUGCCUCCGGAAGCUGCUGGCCUCUUCCGAGAGCACCCGGCUGGAGGUGGGCAUCACAGGCGAGUCAGGGGCCGGCAAGUCACUGCCCUCGCCCUACCCGCACCCGCAGUUCCCAGACGUGACCCUGUGGGACCUGCCGGGGGCCGGCUCUCCAGGCUGCCCGGUCGACAAGUACCUGAAGCAGGUGGACUUCGGCCGCUAUGAUUUCUUCCUGCUGGUCUCCCCCCGCCGCUGCGGCGCCGUGGAGACCGGCCUGGUCUCCGAGAUCCUGCGCCGGGGCAAACAGUUCUACUUCGUGCGCACCGAGGUGGGCGAGGACCUGGCGGCCACGCGCACCCAGCGACCCUCGGGCUUCAGCGAGGCGGCGGUCCUGCAGGAGAUGCGCGAGCACGGCGCCGAGCGGCUGCGCGCGGCCGGCGUGAACGACCCGCGCGUCUUCCUCGUGUCCAACCUCUCGCCCGCGCGCUACGACUUCCCGCUGCUCGUGUCCACCUGGGAGCACGAUCUGCCCGCGCCCCGUCGCCACGCCGGCCUGCUGUCGCUGCCCGACAUGUCGCUGGAGGCCCUGCGGACGAAGAAGGACAUGCUCCAGGAGCAGGUGCUCAAGACGGCCCUGGUGUUGGGCGUCCUCCAGGCUCUGGCCGGGCCCCGGCUGGCGGCCGCCUACGACGAUGCGCUGCUCAUACGCUCGCUGCGUGGCUACCACCGCGGCUUCGGCCUGGACGACGACUCGCUCGCCAAGCUGGCCAAGCAGGUGGGCAAACAGGCAGGCGACCUGCGCUCCGUCAUCCUCUCCCCGCUGGCCAACGAGGUCUCGCCCGAGACUGUCCUGCGGCUCUACUCCCAGUCGUCCGACGGUGCCAUGCGGGUGGCCCGGGCCUCUGAGAAGGGCAUUCCCCUGUUCAGAACGCUGGUGGCCGGGGGCAUCAGCUUCGGCACCAUCUACACCACGCUCCGGGGCUGCCUCAACGAGAUGGCCGAGCUCGCCCAGCAGGUCCGCAUCAAGGCCUUGGAGGAGGCGGGGCCCCAGCCUGAGGUCAGCCUGCAGGCGGCUGGUGACAACGGCGUGGAAAAGCGGGGAUCCGGGGAGGGGAGCGGCGAGGAAGGCCCGCUCUCGACCUGCCAGAAGCUCGGCCUCCUCCUCAAGUACAUUCUCGACAGCUGGAAGAAGCGAGAUUUGUCGGAAGACAAAUGGAAGUGCAGCCCCCACCCCCCUGCCUCACCCACAAACCAAGCCUUAUCAAAACCAAACAAACAAAAGAGGCUGAUGUGA
Molecule: messenger RNA, 1395 nt
Organism: Balaenoptera ricei (Rice's whale)
Lineage: Eukaryota; Metazoa; Chordata; Mammalia; Artiodactyla; Balaenopteridae
Product: interferon-inducible GTPase 5-like
Cellular component (GO): membrane
Molecular function (GO): GTP binding; GTPase activity
Source: RefSeq, a predicted model, not a curated record